AUGCUUCAGGCAUUGAUGAAUCUGCUUUCCUUAUGCUUCAGGCCGUUCGGUCGGAGUGACGGCGGCGGUGGAGGAGGCGGGAAGGAAGGUUUGCUUUGGUAUAGAGAUGUUGGGAAGUAUGGGUCUGGAGAUUUCUCAAUGGCUGUUGUACAAGCGAAUCAAGUCCUCGAGGACCAGAGCCAGAUCGAGUCGGGCUCCUUUGGAACUUUCGUCGGAGUCUACGACGGCCAUGGCGGGCCCGAAGCUGCUCGCUAUGUCUGCGAUCACUUGUUCAGAAACUUUCUAGCAAUAUUGGCGGAGAGAGAAGGAGGUACUGUGACUGCAGACACCAUAUCAAGAGCAUUUAGAGCCACAGAGGAAGGGUUCACCUCGGUGGUCUCCGAGCUGUGGAGCUCUCGGCCUCAGUUAGCUACCGUCGGAGCUUGUUGUCUGGUGGGAGUGAUAUAUCAGCAGACACUUUUCAUCGCAAACCUAGGGGACUCUCGCGUUGUGUUGGGGAAGAAGGUUGGGAAUACUGGUGGAAUGGCGGCUAUUCAGUUGUCGACCGAGCAUAAUGCGAGCCUUGAGGCCAUCAGGCACGAGCUCAAGGAGUUGCACCCGAAUGAUCCGCAGAUUGUCGUGCUGAAACAUGGAGUUUGGAGAGUGAAAGGAAUCAUUCAGGUCUCCAGAUCUAUAGGAGACGUGUACAUGAAACAUGCGCGGUUUAACAGGGAACCAAUAAACUCAAAAUUUAGGCUUCCGGAACCAAUGGACAUGCCUAUCAUGAGUGCCAGUCCGACCAUCCUGGCUCAUCCUCUCCAUCCAAGCGAUUCAUUUCUUAUAUUUGCUUCUGAUGGUCUCUGGGAGCACUUGAGCAAUGAAAAAGCUGUCGAUAUCGUACACAGCCAUCCACAAGCAGGAAGCGCGAAGAGGCUAGUGAAGGCGGCACUCCAGGAAGCAGCAAGGAAACGUGAGAUGAGGUACUCGGACUUGAGGAAGAUCGACAAGAAGGUGAGGCGCCAUUUCCACGAUGACAUUACCGUCGUAGUUUUGUUCUUGAAUCAUGAUCUCAUAUCGAGAGGCAGCGUUGUACAUCCUCCAGUCUCCAUGCGUAGUGCUUUGGAGCACUGA
Molecule: messenger RNA, 1110 nt
Organism: Linum trigynum
Lineage: Eukaryota; Viridiplantae; Streptophyta; Magnoliopsida; Malpighiales; Linaceae
Source: the annotation of a GenBank genome assembly